Messenger RNA from Parathielavia appendiculata, 1665 nucleotides. RefSeq lists its product as uncharacterized. Bases 1 to 1665 code for a protein of 554 amino acids. The transcript has 5 exons. The record is from RefSeq and is a predicted model, not a curated record. NCBI's taxonomy places the organism in Eukaryota, Fungi, Ascomycota, Sordariomycetes, Sordariales, Chaetomiaceae.
AUGACCGGCGCAAACCCCGGUUCCUCCAUAACCCCAGCAGUUUUCCGCCAACUCCACGUCAAACUCCCCACCGAAACGUUCCGGAAGACCCUUCCCAAAGAGUGGUUCCCCCGGCAGCUACCCCUUUUUGAGCCGGAAGACCAUGAGUUUGAGAAACCCGACCUCUAUCACCGUGACUACACGACAGAGAAUCCCAACGAGUUGCUCUUUUCAUCACUGAACGACCGCGCGUCGAGGCCAGGCUCUCCUCAGCGCCGUACUUUCCUAGGCCCUAUGCCUACGCAUUAUAACGGCGGGACGCUGAGCAACCUCAUGGGGAUGUACGCCGACGGCGAUAUUGGCGCGGUCAUCCCGGAGUCGCUCAUCUGGCACGUCAUGGACCAGCAGGGCCGCGCGGUCCUGUCGAUGCGCAAAGGCUGUUCCAACGACUUCAUCGAGAAGGAUCUCGGCGUCGACAAGCUGCUGAAGCUUAGCCGUGGCGAGGACGAGCAGCCCCAUCCGUUUGAUAAGUUGGACUGGGACUGGAAACCGUUUGCGCAUCGCGCCAUCACGGAAGACAACAUCUUGCUGCAUUUCCGCGAGGACGGCGGACCAUUGACCCGCUGCUUUCCAGAGAUUGUCCUCGAGGGUUUCAACAAUGCGGGGUUUGGGAACGAGCUGGGUGAUAUGAAUGCUAUGUCUCCUGCCGAGAGGAUGGCUGUGGUUUGGCAAGACCUGCACAUGAUCGGAGAGCUAUGCUGUCGUCUAGUGACGAACCACGGCGCUCCCACACCCCCGCGACAUGGCGACAAGCAAGCCGCCGCUGUUAGCCGGAUGCUCUCGAAGUACCUGCCGGAGAUUUUUACGCUGGCAGACAGGCAGAAACCGGCAUAUCCCAAGGAGCUUAUCGAGUUGCUGGAGAAAUUUGAUCGCUUCAAUCCUUCCAGAUCCCAGACACAAGUUCAAAGUGCUGCUGCCAGCAUGCACGAUCUCGACCAGUUCUACUGGAAGUUCUUCUUCGAGUAUCUUUCUAUCGCGAUGAAGCAAACGGAGCUGUUUCGGAUUCGACUGAUGAGGCUGGAGGAACUAGCCGGCGUGGAUGGCGAGGACGGCGACAGAGCCAUGGCCGUCGUCUCCUGGGUCAAGCCAAACCCAAAGUUCAAUCACAUCCCGUACCACCCUGGUGACGGGAACAAGGAAAGCCAGAUGGAGAAAACUGAGAAAGAACAUGAGGCGAUCGCAUUCAGCAGCGCGAGGCUGAUGAUGGUGAGCAUGAUUUCCUAUGAACAAGCUGCCGCGGACCAGGGUGCCCAGGGCCAGGAAGCGGCAGCCAGCUCGCCCCUGCCCAACAAGCUCCAAUUCAACCUGAUCCCCCUCCAGUUUCCCCAAUCCAGUCUCCCCAGGUUCAAGCUCCGCCGGUCCAACCCCAGACCCCGCCUACUGCGCCGGCUCAACCUGCCCCGAAACAACCUGCCCCGGUACAACCAGCCGCAGCACAACCCGCGCCACCAACCCCAGCUCCGGUGCAGCAAGCUGCAGCCAUUCCUGCCCCGCGGUCGGGAGUUAGACGCUCGGCUCGGCUCGCAGGCCAUGCAGCGCCGGCCAUGUCUCCCCCUCCACCAAAGCGACGCCGCGACAAUGCAAAUGCGGGAGCAGCGGUGCGAUCAGUGCCGGGACGACAGCUAA